GCUUCGACUACUACGAGCACUACGACUCAGGCUUCGACUACUACGAGCACCACGACUCAGGCUUCGACUACUACGAGCACUACGACUCAGGCUUCGACUACUACGAGUACUACGACUCAGGUUUCGACUACUACGAGCACUACGACUCAGGCUUCGGCUACUACGAGCACUCAGGCUUCGACUACUACGAGCACUACGACUCAGGCUUCGACUACUACGAGCACCACGACUAA
This is a messenger RNA of Perkinsus marinus ATCC 50983, 233 nucleotides long. RefSeq names its product merozoite surface protein 2, putative. The transcript has a single exon. The record is from RefSeq and is a predicted model, not a curated record. Lineage: Eukaryota; Perkinsozoa; Perkinsida; Perkinsidae. The annotation marks the transcript as partial.